Molecule: messenger RNA, 1897 nt
Organism: Danio aesculapii
Lineage: Eukaryota; Metazoa; Chordata; Actinopteri; Cypriniformes; Danionidae
Gene: snx12
Product: sorting nexin 12
Exons: 4
Coding region: 202-690 (162 amino acids)
Biological process (GO): late endosome to Golgi transport; endocytic recycling
Cellular component (GO): retromer complex; early endosome membrane
Molecular function (GO): phosphatidylinositol-3-phosphate binding
Source: RefSeq, a predicted model, not a curated record
CUGCUGCACAUAUCAUCGCAUCGGGGAGAAGCGCAGGAUUUCCUGUGGCAUUGCUGAAGUGGACGCAUCCAAGUUUUACAUUCGCAGAAGUACCUAGCCCACUUUCACAUCCGUCGAUUUAAUGUCUUAACCAAAACCAUCUCAUCCGUACGUGCUCAAGACUACACCUCGACGUAGUUAGUCUGCAAGAAGUCAUCGAAGAUGUCCGAAGCCACAGUUGCCGAUACUCGCCGGUUAAACUCCAAACCGCAGGAUCUGACGGACGCCUACGGCCCUCCCAGCAACUUUCUGGAAAUCGACGUGUACGACCCGCAGACUAUAGGAGUCGGUCGUAAUCGCUUCACCACCUACGAAGUCCGGAUGAGGACAAAUCUUCCCAUUUUUAAACUGAAGGAGUCGGUUGUCAGACGAAGAUACAGCGACUUCGAGUGGCUGAAGAACGAGCUGGAAAGAGACAGCAAGAUUGUUGUGCCUCCAUUGCCUGGAAAGGCAUUGAAGAGACAGCUCCCCUUCCGUGGAGAUGAGGGCAUUUUUGAAGAGUCCUUCAUUGAGGAGAGACGAGCUGGGCUUGAACAGUUCAUCAACAGAAUUGCAGGUCAUCCUUUGGCCCAGAACGAACGCUGUCUUCACAUGUUCCUGCAGGAUGAAAGUAUCGACCGGAACUACAUUCCUGGAAAAGUACGGCAGUAGGGCUUUCCAAAACUGGGACAUGGGAGGGUCUUCUUUCUUCAGUUUUCAGCUUCUAUUCCCAUUCAUCUGCAUUCAACAGUGCAGAGUAACGUUAAUUUUUACACUGAGCAAAAUCUAGAUACGUGACGAACUGCGCAGGACUGGGUUUUAUUUAACAGAUCAUGUUUUGUACAUGCGUCUGAGAGUUUCUCUUUACACACACAUUGUAUUUCUUUGACAUCUAUACAAUGUACUUGUUAGUGUGUUUGUGUGUGUGUGUGAGAGCAUACAUUAUAUAACUAUACAUUAAGCUGUAGCACUGUAAAGUGAAAAGGGUUGGCUCAUAUAUUUGUCCUCUCUGGCGACUGUUGAAGAGUCGAGGUGUAUUGCACGUCAUUCCAAACUGCACAAAUGCAUUAAAAUAGCAACAAUGGAUUUCAAAAAUGGUCCUAAAGUAAAGCAUUAAACUGUUUAACCAAAAAAAGCUCAAAAAUAUCCUGGAGUAUGUUUGAAACUUGCAUGAAAUCACUUUUUUUUGUAGUCGUUCGACUAUCACAGGGCUGUGAAAUACUAGUCAGUAUUUAAAAUCGCAAACAGAACUCGAGGAUAUCGCUUGUCACUCUUUUAAUUGUCCAAUGCGUCAUGUGAACAAUUUAAAAGUACCAUCUUAUAAAAAAUGUGAACGUUUCUAUCAGUAUCAAUCAAAUUACUCUGUGAACCCACUUUUUUUUCAGCCACAUUGGAUUAAAUAAUUACAGCUUUUUAAUUUCAAUUUUAUGCAAAAAGAUUUAGCUGGUGCUGUUCAGAAAGCUUUUUGUGUUUGUAAACAAAUAAGUUCCUAUAACUAUUAUAUAAUGCAGUGUAUCAGGCCUGUUAUUAUGGUAUUAGGCCUAUAAUAGGCAUUGAGUAGUUGAAAGUCAUACUUAUUUUUGGGAGGUUGAAGUGCUGUAAUAUGUUCUUUUUUCAAACAAUUUGGAGUUUUCCCAAGUAAUUAAUCAACAAACGUACCUAUUUUUGGUAUAAAGUGUUUGCGAGUUCAUGCCGAUCGUGUAAAAAACAAUGAAAAACAGCUCCCUAAGAGGAUGAAAUAUGUGCCAACUGCGUAAAGGUUGUCCUGCCAAAGUUCAGUCAUUUUCCUCCAGAAUGACUCUAUAUUUAUGUUAUCUCCUGUGGUCAUCGAUUUGUGCCUGUGACGUUUGUCUGUAAAUAAAGUAAAAACCGAAAUGGA